Messenger RNA from Gossypium raimondii (Peruvian cotton), 2018 nucleotides. RefSeq names its product eukaryotic translation initiation factor 3 subunit D. The transcript has a single exon. NCBI's taxonomy places the organism in Eukaryota, Viridiplantae, Streptophyta, Magnoliopsida, Malvales, Malvaceae. Gene Ontology annotation, cellular component: eukaryotic translation initiation factor 3 complex; cytoplasm. The record is from RefSeq and is a predicted model, not a curated record. Bases 70 to 1809 code for a protein of 579 amino acids. Gene Ontology annotation, biological process: translational initiation. Gene Ontology annotation, molecular function: translation initiation factor activity.
AUAAAUCCCCUAGGGUUUUGUUGUUUCUCUUACUCUGUUGCAGGCAAAAUCUAGAGUUUUCAAUCGACAAUGGUGGGAGUUUUCGAAGUAGGCGCUGUUCCGUUUAACCCUGACGGCUGGGGUCCACCCGAUUCCGCCGCCGCCGCAUCGAUCACCACUACUCUCCCUCUCCAUGUUCCCUUCGCUCCUUUCUCCCGCUCCGACAAGCUCGGCCGAAUCGCCGACUUCACCCGCUCUUUUCCUUCCUCAAACGCUAAUCCGUCCAACCGCCCUUCGUCGAGGCACGGGGCUGGGAACCCUGCCGACUCGCCCUUUGAUUUCUCCCUCGACGUCGACGCUUUCCCCUUGGCUAACCCCGAAGACGAUUCCUCAUUCCGUUUAGUCGACGCCAAGCCUCCGCCGCGGCCUAAGUUCGGUCCUAAGUGGCGUUUCAAUCAAAACAGACCUCAACUCCCUCAAAGGCGAGACGAAGAAGUUGAGGCCCGUAAACGGGAAGCCGAGAAAGAACGUGCCCGCCGUGACCGGCUUUACAAUCUCAACCGGUCUAACCAGAACCAGCAACGACGUGAAGCCGCGAUUUUCAAAUCCUCUGUCGAUAUUCAACCGGAAUGGAAUAUGCUCGAUCAAAUCCCUUUCUCAACGUUCUCCAAAUUAUCCUUUUCCGUUCCCGAACCAGAAGAUUUACUCAUCUGCGGCUCGUUAGAGUACUACGACCGGUCCUUUGAUCGAAUCACACCGAAGAACGAAAGGAGACUCGAACGGUUCAAGAACCGUAACUUCUUUAAAGUCACCACCACCGACGACCCAGUGAUACGCCGAUUGGCUAAUGAGGAUAAGGCGACGGUUUUCGCGACGGACACGAUCCUUUCAACCUUAAUGUGUGCACCCAGGUCAGUUUAUUCAUGGGAUAUUGUGAUUCAGCGUGUUGGGAACAAAUUAUUUUUCGAUAAAAGAGAUGGGUCUCAAUUAGAUUUGUUAUCUGUCCAUGAGACAUCUCAAGAACCAUUGCCUGAAGCUAAAGAUGAUAUUAACUCUGCUUAUUCAUUGAGUGUUGAAGCUGCAUAUAUAAAUCAGAAUUUUUCACAGCAAGUUUUAGUUAGGGAUGGAAAUAAGGUUAGUUUCGAUGAGCCGAAUCCGUUUGCCAAUGAAGGCGAUGAAGUGGCUUCAGUUGCUUAUAGGUAUAGAAGGUGGAAACUCGAUAACGGCAUGCAUUUAGUUGCUCGGUGUGAGGUUCAGAGUGUUGUCGAUGUUAAUAACCAGAAGUCGUUCCUUACUUUGAAUGCACUCAACGAGUUUGAUCCUAAAUACUCCGGUGUCGAUUGGAGACAGAAGUUGGAGACGCAAAGGGGUGCGGUUUUAGCUACCGAGUUGAAGAACAAUGCGAAUAAGUUGGCUAAAUGGACUGCUCAAGCGAUUUUAGCCAAUGCUGAUUUGAUGAAAUUGGGGUAUGUUUCGAGGGUACAUCCUAGGGAUCAUUUCAACCACGUGAUAUUGGGCGUUGUUGGUUAUAAGCCAAGGGAUUUUGCCGCACAAAUCAAUCUCAAUACCGCGAAUAUGUGGGGGAUUGUGAAGUCUAUUGUGGACUUGUGUAUGAAGUUGAAUGAAGGGAAAUACGUGCUUGUGAAGGAUCCAUCUAAACCUCAAGUUAGGAUCUAUGAGGUUCCUGCUGAUGCUUUCGAGAACGAUUACGUGGAGGAACCAUUGCCAGAAGAGGAACAGGUUCAACCACCAACCGAAGACCCCGAAGACGGGGAAGCAAAUGGCACUACAAAUGAUGUUGAAGAUAAAGAGAUUGAGGCACAAAAUUAAUGGUAAUGGUUGUUUGAACCAUUUCUUAAAUAUGUAUCUAUCCAUUAUAUGUUGUUUAAUACCAACUUCAUAUGUUAGCACUUGGCACUUGCCAUGUUUCUAAUUGUAUGAUUCAACUUCUUUUUGCAUAGCUUGUUUAGUCUUGACAAUGUACCAAAAUGCAAUCAAGUUUGAGGCAAAAAUGAAUUUGAGAGAAACCCCUUUAGUCA